This is a messenger RNA of Haplochromis burtoni (Burton's mouthbrooder), 565 nucleotides long. RefSeq names its product chromosome unknown C2orf50 homolog (gene cimip5). The transcript is spliced from 3 exons. Lineage: Eukaryota; Metazoa; Chordata; Actinopteri; Cichliformes; Cichlidae. The coding region runs from base 133 to 486 and encodes 117 amino acids. The record is from RefSeq and is a predicted model, not a curated record.
UGAAAACAAUCGCUUAGAUCCGGGCAGUUCUUCCACAAGCUCUGCUGACUGGCGCUUUAACUCUCAUUAGCUUGUGGCCUGUGUGCAGUUUUAUGCGACAAAACAGUAUUUAUAUUUAAUCUAGCUACCACGAUGGGCUUGAAUCCCAAUAGGCCUGCGUCCUCUGCUGGGGCUGAGCGACUGGCCGACACGACACGGGUUCAUCCCGAUAAACAGGACCAGUUGUGGAAAGAGAGGGUACGGAAAGAGAGGAAAUCAGCAAUGGAAUGGGAGGAAACCUUGGAUAUCAAGGAUAUUCAUCACAUGGGACCUUUUCCGAACAACCUUUCAGUUUUCUCUGAUUGCAUUCCCAACACUACCAACCAAGUGUAUGGUAGCAGAUUGAACACUCCACUGGGAGAUGAACUGCUUAGACAGGAAAGGCUGACACUCUGGCCAGCAGGCCAACGCAAACAAAAGCCAGACCCAGAGCUGCUGCCUUUCUAGGCUACUCUGGACACUCGGUGUUGAAGAAUCAAGCACAAAUCAACUUCAAAGCAGGAAUAAAGCUACUUAAACCAAAAAA